AUGUACCGCCAGAUCCGGGUGGCCCCUGCGGACACUCCCUUCCAACGAAUCUUCUGGCGGAACGAACCGGCCGACUUUAUCCGCGUGCUCGAGCUCACAACCGUGACGUACGGGACGGCAUCUGCACCUUUUCUCGCGACCCGCUGCUUGGUUCAACUCUGCGAAGAUGAAGGAGAAAAAUUUCCGCUGGCUGCCAAAAUCGUUCGCGACGCUUGCUAUGUCGAUGACAUUCUUUCUGGGGCAGACUCACCUGACGAAGCGAUCGAGUGUUUGAAGCAACUCCAAGGCCUGCUCAGCCGUGGUGAGUUUCCGAUCCACAUAUGCAGUUCGAACGAGUCGGCGGUCAUGGAUCAGAUUCCGGAGGGUGAGCGGGAGAAACUCAUCGAUCUGGACGGACUGACCGGUGGCGUGGUCAAGGCUCUGGGGCUCUACUGGAGUCCAGGGGAUGACGAGUUCCGGUUCACUGCCAACCAAGCCGACGCUGAUGACACCAAGCGGCGUGUGCUGUCGGAGAUCGGCAAGUUCUUCGACGUGCUGGGCUUGCUUUCACCGGUCAUCAUCAAGGCCAAGAUCCUGAUGCAGCGAGUUUGGCUCGCUGGCCUGUCGUGGGAUGUGCUGCUGGAAGGAGGGUUGACAAGUACUUGGGAACAAUUUCAAAUCGCACUUCCUUUCGUGCGAGACAUCCGGAUCCCCCGUUACGUAAUCGGCCCUGGAAACAUUGCUCUCGGAUACAGCGACGCCUCCAAGGUCGCAUACGGCGCAGUGAUUUACGUGCGCAGCCUGUUUCCGAGCGGAAAGUCCCCCCAGAUGCGGCUACUCUGCAGCAAAUCCAAGGUAGCACCAACGAAGCAGCUCGACAUCCACCGGCUCGAGCUCCUCGGGUGCAGAUUGCUGUCCAAGCUGGUGGUCAAGGUCCUCGCAGCGUUGAAACUGCCGUUCCGGAACGUCGUUCUGUGGUGUGACAGCCAAGUGGUUUUGGCGUGGCUCAAGAAACCCUUAGACCAGCUUCAAUCGUUCGUACGCAACCGUGUCGCCGAGAUACGAAACGAAACCAGCAACUUCAUCUGGCUUUACGUGCGAACCAAGGACAACCCUGCCGACUUGGUGUCACGUGGCAUGUUUCCCGCCGAACUGAUGGUGUGCGAGAAGUGGUGGGAAGGACCGGCGUACAUGCAGUCCGAGGAGUACCGGGUGGAACCUGUGGAAGAUUUGCCGGACUGUGAGAUCCCCGAGUUGCGGAAGGAAAUCCAGCAAGUUGCCGAGAACGAUACCGCUGGACGCAUCCAAGGUUUGACUCCGUUCCUGGACAAGGGCCUGCUACGAGUGGGUGGCAGAUUGCAGCAGUCGGAGUUGCCGUUCGAGACCCAACACCAACUUCUCCUCCCGAAGCAUCGUGUUACCAACCUGAUCGUUCGAGCGUACCACGAAGAGCACCUGCACGCGGGGCCAUCGGCCUUGCUUGCGACGCUUAGGAGGCGGUUUUGGCUGAUCGACGGACGGUCGACAGUCCGGAGCGUUACAAGGAGCUGCGUGACGUGCUUCCGCGCGAAGCCUCGCGGCUCGAGCCAACUGAUGGGACGGUUGCCAUCCUGCCGUGUGACGCAAGCCCUCCCGUUUGAAGAGGUCGGCGUAGAUUACGCCGGGCCCAUUUUCGUCAAGGUAGGAACCCGAAAGCCGCAACUCGUGAAGGCCUACUUCGCGGUGUUCGUGUGCAUGUCGACCAAGGCCGUCCACCUGGAGCUGGUCUCGGACCUCACGACCGAGGCAUUCUUGGCCGCCCUCCAGCGCUUCGUGAGCCGACUCGGCGUGCCUCGCACAAUUCAUUCCGACAACGGGACGAAUUUCAAGGGGGCCAAGGCGGAGCUGCACGAGCUGUUCCUGCUGUUAAACCAGCGUGCGUUCAACGACCAGAUAGCGACCUACUGCCAACCGAAGGAGAUUACCUGGUCGUUUAUCCCUCCGGGGGCGCCGCAUUUCGGUGGCCUCUGGGAGGCGGUUGUAAAAAGCACGAAAUACCAUCUCAAGCGCAUCCUCAAGAACGCACAACUCACCUUCGAGCAGUACGCCACUGUUCUCGCGGAGGUUGAGGCGGUGCUAAAUUCGCGGCCCUUGUUCGCUAUGUCGGCGGACCCCGCAGAUCCGCAAGUUCUGACGCCGAGACACUUCCUGAUUGCGCGACCCCUUACGGCCAUCCCGGAACCAGUCUACGAGGGGACACCCACCAACCGGCUGUCGAAGUGGCAGCACCUGCAACUCCUGCGCGAACAGUUUUGGCGAACCUGGAAGCGCGACUACCUGACGAGCCUCCAGCCGAGAGGCAAGGACAACAAGGAGAAGCCGAACGUGCGCCCGGGAAUGUUGAUUUUGCUGGAAGAAAAGGACACACCGCCACUACAGUGGAAGAUGGGAAUUAUCCUGGAAACUUACCCGGGGCCAGAUGGAUUUGUACGCACCGCGGACGUGAAGGUUGGUGGAACAGUCGUCAGGCGUCCGAUCACCAAGCUAUCCGUCCUCCCGAUUGAGGACAACGAGCAGACUGCAGACCACGGAGCGAUUCCUGCUGGGACUUUUCCCCAGCCCGGGGGGAGGAUGUUGGCUGCUUGA
Molecule: messenger RNA, 2604 nt
Organism: Culex quinquefasciatus (southern house mosquito)
Lineage: Eukaryota; Metazoa; Arthropoda; Insecta; Diptera; Culicidae
Exons: 2
Coding region: 1-2604 (867 amino acids)
Biological process (GO): DNA integration
Molecular function (GO): nucleic acid binding
Source: RefSeq, a predicted model, not a curated record